Cannabis sativa is the source of this 495-nucleotide messenger RNA. RefSeq names its product NADH dehydrogenase [ubiquinone] 1 beta subcomplex subunit 2. The record is from RefSeq and is a predicted model, not a curated record. The transcript is spliced from 2 exons. Bases 77 to 277 code for a protein of 66 amino acids. Lineage: Eukaryota; Viridiplantae; Streptophyta; Magnoliopsida; Rosales; Cannabaceae. Gene Ontology annotation, cellular component: mitochondrial inner membrane.
AGAAAUUCACUUUUCUUGAGGCCUGAUUCCGAUUAGGGCUUGUUUGCGGAGAAGGAGAAAGAGAGUGAGAGAAGCGAUGGGAGGUGGGCAUGGAGAAGGGACGACGUACAAGGGAUUAACGAUGUACGCACCUAAGCGGUGGCACGUAAUUACUGGGAAGGGCAUGUGUGCUAUGAUGUGGUUUUGGGUUCUGUACAGAGCCAAGCAAGAUGGUCCUGUAGUCUUGGGGUGGAGACAUCCUUGGGAGGGCCAUGGCCAUGGACAUGAUGAGCAUUAGGUAAUCCUGAAUGAAGUGGGUGUGAAGUGAGAUCUCUAAGGGCUCUGUUCAUAGAUGUCUUUUUGGCACUUCUUUGUCAUAUUCUGUUCAAUAAAAUGAAUUUGUUUGUAAAGGCCUAUGUACUCUCCUUUGAGAUCGUCUGCUUGUUAUGCCUUUUCUGAAAUACUCUUGGUUGGACUUGAAUUCGCAAUGAAAUCAUUGUGCUGUUUCUUUUUCAA